Messenger RNA from Entrophospora sp. SA101, 192 nucleotides. The record is from the annotation of a GenBank genome assembly. Lineage: Eukaryota; Fungi; Glomeromycota; Glomeromycetes; Entrophosporales; Entrophosporaceae.
AUGACCGACUACACUACUUUCAUUGAUCCUCUUGAUCUUAUUUUACAAGACUUUUCUACAGACCAAGUGCAUCGUAACGUUCCAAUGACUUUAAUUGGAUUUGGAUUUGGAACGCCGAUCAUUCCAAACACUUCAAGAAAUAGUCUAGCAAGAACUUGGGAAGCUAGCCCGUCGUCGAAAUUAUACGAAUAA